Molecule: messenger RNA, 1127 nt
Organism: Eriocheir sinensis (Chinese mitten crab)
Lineage: Eukaryota; Metazoa; Arthropoda; Malacostraca; Decapoda; Varunidae
Exons: 3
Coding region: 24-1127 (367 amino acids)
Source: RefSeq, a predicted model, not a curated record
GUAGCCUGGUAACAUAUAGCCCCAUGUCUUUCUCUGCCUCUGUGGUGGAUAGUGGAGUGUUUCCCAUGUGGUAUUGGUGUGCUGGAUAUCCCUUCACUGGUAGCCUGGUAACAUAUAGCCCCAUGUCUUUCUCUGCCUCUGUGGUGGAUAGUGGAGUGUUUCCCAUGUGGUAUUGGUGUGCUGGAUAUCCCUUCACUGGUAGCCUGGUAACAUACACUCCAAGGUCUUUCUCUGCCUCUGUGGUGGAUAGUGGAAUGUUUCCCAUGUGGUAUUGGUGUUCUGGAUAUCCCUUCACUGGUAGCCUGGUAACAUACACUCCCAGGUCUUUCUCUGCCUCUGUGGUGGAUAGUGGAGUGUUUCCCAUGUGGUAUUGGUGUGCUGGAUAUCCCUUCACUGGUAGCCUGGUUACAUAUAGUCCCUGGUUUUUCUCUGCCUCUGUGGUGGAUAGUGGAGUGUUUCCCAUGUGGUAUUGGUGUGCUGGAUAUCCCUUCACUGGUAGCCUGGUAACAUACACUCCCAGGUCUUUCUCUGCCUCUGUGGUGGAUAGUGCAGUGUUUCCCAUGUGGUAUUGGUGUGCUGGAUAUCCCUUCACUGGUAGCCUGGUAACAUACACUCCCAGGUCUUUCUCUGCCUCUGUGGUGGAUAGUGGAGUGUUUCCCCUGUGGUAUUGGUGUGCUGGAUAUCCCUUCACUGGUAGCCUGGUAACAUACAGUCCCAUGUCUUUCUCUGCCUCUGUGGUGGAUAGUGGAGUGUUUCCCAUGUGGUAUUGGUGUGCUGGAUAUCCAUUCACUGGUAGCCUGGUAACAUACACUCCCAGGUCUUUCUCUGCCUCUGUGGUGGAUAGUGGAGUGUUUCCCAUGUGGUAUUGGUGUGCUGGAUAUCCCUUCACUGGUAGCCUGGUAACAUACACUCCCAGGUCUUUCUCUGCCUCUGUGGUGGAUAGUGGAGUGUUUCCCAUGUGGUAUUGGUGUGCUGGAUAUCCCUUCACUGGUAGCCUGAUAACAUAUACUCCCAGGUCUUUCUCUGCCUCUGUGGUGGAUAGUGGAGUGUUUCCCAUAUGGUAUUGGUGUGCUGGAUAUCCCCUCCCAAGCUGCAGGACUUUACAAAUUUUCUUCAUUGAAUUGUAG